AAGUAGAAGUCACGUCCACGAUUGAAAACACACAAAAUUAAACCAAGGACCAUUUGUUUGGUCGUGACACUGUGGUUUGGUCUAGCAGCGAAACGUUGACUCUCUAUCUCUCUCUUUCUCCGGGUGGAUCCUCAUUGUCGUGUCCUCCCAGAAGUAGUGGAAACACAAGUACGCAACGAACGCUACCACGACAGCAGCUGUGUGUAGCCUCCACAGCCCCAGCAGCGGCAGCAGCAACAACAAAAACAGCAGGACUUGUUUUCGUUUUCUUCUUCUUGGCAACGUGUUUCUACAAAACCAGCCACCGUGGAUACCAUAGCGUUGCCCCUCGGUGGAUUAUCUCAUGUUAGGAUGGCUCUAGCGAGAUUGCCGGUAGUGAGUGACUGUCCGGCAGGGCAGACGGCUAGAGUCACCUCCAACCUGCACUCUUCCAGCAGCACAAUGGCGGUCAGUCGAGUGCCAUCACCCCCUCUGCCAGAGGUCAACACACCGGUUGCGGAAAAUUGGUGUUACACUCAGGUCAAAGUCGUAAAAUUCAGCUACAUGUGGACUAUCAACAAUUUCAGCUUCUGUCGGGAAGAGAUGGGCGAAGUGCUGAAAUCCUCCACCUUCUCCGCCGGUGCUAACGACAAACUCAAAUGGUGUUUGCGCGUGAAUCCAAAGGGCCUGGACGAGGAAAGUAAAGACUACCUCUCGCUCUACCUGCUACUGGUGUCCUGCAACAAAUCCGAGGUCCGGGCAAAGUUCAAAUUCUCGAUCCUGAACGCUAAACGGGAGGAAACGAAAGCGAUGGAAUCCCAGCGGGCGUACCGGUUCGUGCAGGGCAAGGAUUGGGGCUUCAAAAAAUUCAUCCGGCGGGACUUUCUGCUGGACGAAGCCAACGGUCUCCUGCCCGAAGACAAGCUCACGAUAUUCUGCGAGGUCAGUGUGGUCGCGGACAGCGUCAACAUUUCCGGUCAGAGUAACAUCAUACAAUUCAAAGUGCCAGAAUGUAAACUAUCAGAGGACCUGGGCGUCCUGUUCGACAAUGAAAAGUUCAGCGACGUCACGCUAGCGGUCGGUGGACGAGAAUUUCAAGCACACAAAGCAAUCCUAGCUGCCCGUAGUCCCGUGUUUGCGGCAAUGUUCGAGCACGAGAUGGAGGAACGCAAACAGAACCGCGUGGCAAUCACCGACGUCGACCACGAAGUAUUAAAAGAGAUGCUCCGGUUUAUCUACACCGGUAAGGCUCCCAACCUGGACAAGAUGGCGGACGAUCUGCUGGCCGCGGCGGACAAGUACGCCCUCGAGAAGCUAAAAGUGAUGUGUGAAGAAGCGCUCUGUGUUAACCUGUCGGUGGAAACGGCCGCCGAAACGCUGAUCCUAGCCGAUCUGCACAGCGCCGACCAGCUGAAGGCGCAAACGAUAGACUUCAUCAACACCAGUCAUGCGACAGAUGUGAUGGAAACCGUCGGCUGGAAGAACAUGGUGACGACGCAUCCGCACCUGAUAAACGAAGCAUUUCGCGCCCUAGCCACCCAGCAGAUACCACCGAUCGGUCCUCCCCGCAAGCGGGUCAAGAUGAGCUGA
Ochlerotatus camptorhynchus is the source of this 1569-nucleotide messenger RNA. It is a transcript of the gene rdx, whose product is annotated as BTB/POZ and MATH domain-containing protein rdx. Gene Ontology annotation, biological process: proteasome-mediated ubiquitin-dependent protein catabolic process; regulation of proteolysis. Gene Ontology annotation, molecular function: ubiquitin protein ligase binding. Bases 352 to 1569 code for a protein of 405 amino acids. Gene Ontology annotation, cellular component: cytoplasm; nucleus. The transcript is spliced from 7 exons. Lineage: Eukaryota; Metazoa; Arthropoda; Insecta; Diptera; Culicidae. The record is from RefSeq and is a predicted model, not a curated record.